Molecule: messenger RNA, 1548 nt
Organism: Closterium sp. Naga37s-1
Lineage: Eukaryota; Viridiplantae; Streptophyta; Zygnematophyceae; Desmidiales; Closteriaceae
Source: the annotation of a GenBank genome assembly
AUGGCCGGCCUUGCAGAAGGCCUAGCUUGCGAUGAUGAUGCAGGCAUGGAUAGCUCCGAUGAUGAACCCGACGGCCUAGAGGAAGCCAAGACGGGGCUUGAUAUGCUCCUGCGCUCGCUUGGCCCUGGUGUCCUCGCUCCCAGGCCUCCUACUGCAAAGCCUGCUCCAGUCGAGAGGGUGAACCACGACCACCCACCGGUUUCUUCAAGCCCGGAUUCCAUCCGGAGUGAUCCUGCUGCGCCGGCUGCCGUCUCCGACACAGUGGUUGUCGAGUCGUACAACGAAGUCCUCUGCCCUGCGCAACUUCAAGCUGAAGCAGUCGACGCUGAGCUGGGCAAAGCCAUCUUCCAGCACCGCCGUCGAGCAACCUGUCGUGAACAACACAUCCCCUCUUCCAUCAUUGGGCGAGGGGCGACCGACGUGCAGACGCAGGCGUUUCGCAAGCACGCCGGCACGACAAAACACAAGCUGGCGAUGGAGAAGCAGGAGGCUCUGCUGAACGCGACCUCAAAGCAGCCACGGAUCGACCAACAUCGAGCCGCCGUCGAUGCUGAGAAGAACCGAGUCAUGGCGUUGCUCGACUCCAUGCUCUUCGUACGGCUCCGGGAGGCACUUGCAGCGAAGGAUGCGGCUGAGGAGCUCCCCGUCUUCGACAUGGUCGACGAUCUCAUCCGGGCUGUGGCCGAUUUGCUUGGUCGGUCGGGACCGCGCCACGCACGGUUCAUGGAUCUGCAAGAGGUUAUCACUGAGACAAGCCUUAAAGUGCAAGGCAUCCACUCCGUUUGGUGGCUGUCAUGGGGGGAUGCCGUCCGUCGCCUUGUCGCUGUUUUGCCGGCAGUGAUUGUGUUGCUGAAGGAGCUUAACAGCAAGAUGUACGCGCUGGCAAGCUCCUACCGUUUUCACUUCUUCCUUUACUUCCUGGCUGAUGUGCUUGAGCAGCUCAACAUCUUGAACAAGACUUUCCAGCAGAGACAGCUCGAUCUGGUGUCUUUGCAUGCGCAGAUCAAGCGGACAACGCGUCACAUCGAGAGCCGCUACGUGGACUGCGGCGAUGACUUCGGUGGUGGCAGCAGCCAGUGGCUGUCACCUUUCCUGGAGCGCCAUGGCCCGGGGUGUAGCCGCGAAGUGAAGGUGGAAGGUGUCGACAGCGACGGCCGACCAUCUUCUUUCACGUUCACCCUUCACGACGAGCCCGUGGACUCGUACAGCGGCCCGGAGGACCACGACGGCUGCAUCCAGUUGUGCACCGAGUUCGCAGAGAGGAUCAUGGCGAACCUGGAGGGAAGGCUCGGUGAUCUAGACUCGCUCUCUGGAGUCCGCCUGUUCACACCUGAUGCAUGGCCACAAAGCAAGUCUGAGCGGAAUGCUCGUUGCCAGGAGUGGCUUCACUCGCUGGUGACGAUGUUCAAGGCUCAGGACCGUGAGGAGAUCUUGCCAGGCGACAACAAGAAGGGCAAGCAUGACGAGCCAGUAGAUGUAGAUGAUGAGGAGCCAGUAGGAGAUGCAGGAGGUAGUUCUAGUGAUGAAGAUGAUGAAAUGAGCAGCUAA